AUGAGACGUUCCAGAAGAAACGCUGGUACCGCUAGGAAGCCGAAAGUUAAAGUUAGUGAUGAUGACUUUGAGAGUGAAUCGGAAGAAUCGGCACCUGAUGAAAGUGGUGAUUUCUCUGCCAGUGAGGACGAAUGGUUACCAGGGAAAAAAGGAAACAUAAAGGAUGCCUCAAUCCAGGAUUCCGAAGAAUUGGGCGAUAGUGACGAGUUGGAUGAGAGUGAAGAAUGUAACACUUCGCAAGAAGAUGAGUCCGAUAGCGAUAAAAGUUCAGUUGUUUUUAAAGGAAAUAAGUCUUCGAAACAAACCCAGAAGCGAAAGCGACUUUCUCCGGGAACAAGAGAUGAGCUAUACAAGCGUACUAAAAAGCAUUUGUUGAAGGAAUCAGAUCCAAAGGUCCCUCCACUAAAUUCUAGUGUCUCUGACAUUUUACAAAAGUGUCAAUAUCAACGAAAGCGGAACCUAACUCAAAGUCAAGAAACUGAGAAGACAAAAAAGUUACGCGCUGAGGAUGAUUCUGAUAGUAGUGGAGAUGAUCACUUGGUCGAUCCAGCAAAGCUUGAUUUGAAUUCUAAGUUUUUUGAACCAGUGCAGCCGGUAAAUCCUGAACCUGUACCGCCACAGUUCGACUGCAAUGCCGGUAUGCGACUCACAGAUGAUUCCUCAGAUGAAGAGCUGGACAAGCCAAUACCUGCUUCAAUACCAAAAAUUGCAGCAGACAAACUAAUUACCAAGAUUAACGAGUCCUCAAGCGGAUAUUUGAAUUUCAACAACCAUGAUGAGUUCACAUCGAAGAUAGAAGAAGCCAAGAGGUUAUUAAAAAGUUACGAGUCGGAUAAAAACAAACCCGAUAUUGAGGGUGAAAAGAGCGCUGAUGAUCACGUUUCAAAUUUAUUGGCCCUGGGUGAGAUAGAAGCUGGCAGCUCGUCCGGGAGACGGUCUGAAUCCGGCCAGCAAGGUGGCAAUGACGAUAUAAGCGAAGAAUCCGAUUGGGAAGAGGUGGAAGAAAACCGAAAAAGUCAAAAAUCUAACAUUGAUAAUUAUCAUAUUUCUAUUGAAGUCGAAGGAUCCAAAACAAAGAAAAAACGCUGGGAAGAAAUUGAAAUGGAAUUAUACAUCAAGCGACAGAUCAAUAAAGUUAAACGGGAUAACCAGAUGGCCUAUCAUAAGACUAGUGUCCUUUGUGCUAUUGCCAUUGGACGUGAACUAAACAAAAUCGCUGGCUACCAUAGGCUAUGUGGCAUUCUAUUGUCCCUGAUGCAGUCGAAACAGUGCCAGAUAAAAGGCAAAGUAGAUGUAAAAACUGUGGAACAGUUAAUGAAGUGGUUUAAAGAAGAGUUUGAACUCUCCAGCCAACAAAUGUUGCCAUCAGAAAGAUCCAAUCUGAUGUUUAGUCUGUCACUGGGUUUAUUCACACGCAAGGUGGCUUGCAAAAGAGAUUUUUUGCUUUUAUUUCUGGCCUGUUUGAGAGUUGCCGGCAUAGAAAGUCGGUUGGUAUUGUCUGCUACUGUUCCACCAAAACGGCCUGCCAUGAAAGAUCUCUGUCCUAUUUCGGAACGACAGUUGAUUGCACAGUUCGAAAAGGAGUAUUGUAGGAAAAAUCCUAUCAUUACAAAGACAGAUGCUGGUUGCGAUGAGAAACAAUCGAUUUCGGUUAUACAAGCAGAUAAAUGUAAAGUAACAACGGGUAUCAAUUCCGUUGGAAAUACUGGGGAAGUAGUGGCAACUGCUGAUCAUACACCUUCAAUCAAAAGUGAGGAAAGUUGUGCCUCUAAGAGACCAAAAUCCGUUCGUGGACAACCGAAUGAAGCGGAAACGCUUACCAGAGUAACUAGAUCUCGUAGCAGGCAAUCUCGUGUUUCUGAGGAAAAUUCACCUAUGCAAUCGAAAAUUCGCUUCUCACUUACUCCCGAAAACAUUGUUGGAAAAAAAAAAUACAAAUCUACAACGCCCAGUCCGUCUUCAACAAAAGAGAAUCUUAAGCCAGUAAAGGGUAUUCUUCGAAGCCCUUCGCCAAAAUUUGCGAAAAACACUACUACGUAUAAAACAUGCCGAACAGUCGACAUUCCACAGAUGGAUGGCGCUAAUGAUGUGGAAUCAACUCCCAAUAGUGCUCCAGUAUCACGCAGGUUGCGCAGUCGUGUAAAAGCCAAAAAUGAAACGGACACAAUUAAGCAGGAUACACAUUUCGCUAAACGUCUAAAUAAUACUCCAACCACAAAAGCAACAGCUAAAGAGCAAAACAAUAAUCAGCCGGGGAAAGUGUUAAGGCGUAAACUCUAUUCUGUUAAUGCUGAUGUGAAAACCACGCCAGAAGAUUCGAGAAAAGUAACUCGUACCGACAACAAAAUUCUUACCGCAUGUUCUUCCUCUGAAAGUGAACCACCGUCACCAAAGAAGCCAAAAAAACUAUCUACCAGAAAGAAAAAACUGUCCACCUCAAAAAUUCCGAAGUCGGAUUUCGGCGACAGCGACUUUGAGCCACAAGAUUCAAAAAGAAACAAAAAAGCCUCUGUAAUGAAAUCGAAAUCAUCGUCGAAUAAAUCGUCGGAUAAAAAGAAAACUAAUACCAGCAUAAAAAAAGAGGAAUCGGAAUCGCAAACUCCUGGUACUGUUAUUUCUAACAAGACAGACUUAUGGAUCGAAUUCUACUCCGAAAAACUUAAAAAGUGGGUAGCGAUAGAUCUGUUUACCGGAAAAACUGAUUGUCCUGAAUACUUAGCGCGCCAUGCGACCACUCCGAUAAGCUACGUGUUUGGUUUUGAUAAUGAAAACCACGUGAAAGACAUCACACCUCGUUAUGUACAGCAUUGGAACACGGUAUGUCGAAAACUUCGUGUUGAAUCGAAAUGGAUAAAUAAAACUCUUAAACCAUUUUGUGCUGAGAAAACCGAAAAGGACCAAGCAGAAGACGAUGAACUCAACAAAAUACAUAUCGAUAAACCGUUGCCCACCACCAUUGCAGAAUGUAAAAAUCACCCGUUGUAUGUACUGAAAAGGCAUCUGUUAAAAUUCGAAGCUUUGUACCCUCCGGAUCUGCCCAGCUUGGGCUUUGUCCGCGGCGAAGCCAUAUACGCACGGGAGUGUCUGUUCAUUUUACAAACUCGUGAAAAAUGGUUCAAACAGGGUCGGGUUGUGAAACCGUUCGAAACGGCUUACAAGGUGGUGAAGUGCUGGAAGUAUGACAGGGAAAAAAAUGAAUGGCUCGGUAAUCAACCGUGCGACAUAUUCGGCAUCUGGCAAACUGAGGAGUACGAUCCGCCAACCGCAGAAAACGGUAUUGUACCACGCAACGAAUAUGGUAACGUAGAAUUGUUCAACCCGAAAAUGUUGCCGAAAAAGACGGUUCAUCUCCAGUUGCCAGGCCUCAACCGCGUUUGUAGACGUUUGGGUAUCGAUUGUGCUCCUGCACUUACUGGGUUUGAAAUGGCGCGUAUGCGAAUGGUUCCAGUUUACGAUGGAUUUGUAGUUUGUGAGGAGUUUGGCAAUCAAGUCGUGGAAGAAUGGUACAAAGAUAUGGAAGAAGAAGAACGGAAGGAACAGGAAAAGUUCGAAAAACGGGUUUACGGCAACUGGAAACGGCUCAUCAGGGGCCUGCUGGUUCGUCGCAAGCUGCAAAACAAGUACAAUUUUGAUAAUCUGUAAGCUCCAAGAGCAUCU
Molecule: messenger RNA, 3657 nt
Organism: Sabethes cyaneus
Lineage: Eukaryota; Metazoa; Arthropoda; Insecta; Diptera; Culicidae
Product: DNA repair protein complementing XP-C cells homolog
Exons: 5
Coding region: 1-3642 (1213 amino acids)
Biological process (GO): mismatch repair; nucleotide-excision repair
Cellular component (GO): nucleus; cytoplasm; XPC complex
Molecular function (GO): single-stranded DNA binding; damaged DNA binding
Source: RefSeq, a predicted model, not a curated record